GUAAACGGUUCGUGUUUUCGUGAGGCGUGGAAGUGGAUUUCAUGAGAGGAGGUUCCUAGUUUUUGUUGUAAAUAAUGGCAGCGCAGCGGGCACUACCGCAGAGCAAGGAGGCUUUGUUAAAGUCCUACACCACGAGAUUGAAGGAGGACGUGAAAUCGAUGCUGGAGAAUUUCGAAGAAAUUAUAAAGCUAGCCAAAGGAGAGAGCGAUUCCCAAUUAUCUCGGAUGACACAAUGCGAGCAAGAUACGUAUGAAAUGCAUGUUAGAGCGGCGAAUAUCGUUCGCGCGGGAGAAUCUCUGAUGAAACUUGUGUCGGAUAUAAAGCAGUAUUUGAUACUGAACGAUUUCCCAUCGGUAAACGAGGCUAUAGCGCAAAAUAGUAAAUUAUUUAGGACAAAACAGGCCGAGUGCGAUCAAAAGUUAGCAUCUUUGAGAGACGAUAUGGCUGCCGAUUUAUACGAUUUAGAAGAGGAAUACUAUACGUCGAUAUACAAAUAACACAAACUGUAGGUUUUUUUAAGGAUGUGUGCAAUUGUGUGCUUGU
Molecule: messenger RNA, 543 nt
Organism: Eufriesea mexicana
Lineage: Eukaryota; Metazoa; Arthropoda; Insecta; Hymenoptera; Apidae
Product: mediator of RNA polymerase II transcription subunit 22
Exons: 2
Coding region: 75-497 (140 amino acids)
Biological process (GO): regulation of transcription by RNA polymerase II
Cellular component (GO): mediator complex
Molecular function (GO): transcription coregulator activity
Source: RefSeq, a predicted model, not a curated record